AUGUCUGAUUUCGCUUCCAAUCCUGAUGUCGACGCUCUAUUCGAAGACGAUCCUGGACCGAUUGACACCAUUGAUGACGACGACGACGACGAUUUAAAAAUUGACGACGCUGAAACCAAAGUCUGGCUCGUUAAAGUACCCAAGUUCCUUGCGCAAAAGUGGAAAGAGGUUGAUCAAGACGACGUUAACCUUGGCAGCGUACGAAUCUAUGAACAACCACCCCCAGGACGAUCGAGUAGGAUUUCUUUGAUCUUACCUGAAGGCGAAGCAACGAAUAUCCCAAAAGAGUACUUGAUUCAUAUCCCACCAGCAGAAGCAACGAACAAGUUUGUAUUUACAGAAGGAGAGAAUGGAAGUAAAACAAUAAGCGGCACCGUACAUCACGAGUGCACGGCAACCCCAACACAUGUGGAUUCCUACCGAGGCAUCAUGCGAAAGAGAGUCAUGGAAGCAGAAACACCACAAAGGAGUGUGCAAGAGAUCGGCAAGAGCAAUCAACCCAUGUUCGUUCCUGGUGCAGGAAGUGCGUUGGCCAACACUGGUUUCUCUGAUUUCACUCCAUCGAAGCGACAAAAGACAGACAACAAGGAGAAAGCAACACGUAUGCCACGCAACGAGCUUAUGGACGUUUUGUUUGUUGCAUUUGAUCGUUAUCCUUAUUGGUCAUUCAAGGGUUUAUUGGAGCACAUACGACAACCAUCACAAUACCUCAAGGAAGUAUUGAAUGACAUUUGCAUCUUGAACAAGCGUGGACCUUAUGCUGGCAACUAUCAGCUUAAACCUGAGUAUGUACAACGAUCUUCGCAAGCUGAACAAUCGAGUGGAGCAGCAAAGGAUUCAGGAAGCCCAUCAUCUGGUGAUGAAGAUGAAGACGAGGAAGAGGCUAUGGAAACCAUUCAUGUGUAG
Lichtheimia ornata is the source of this 906-nucleotide messenger RNA. RefSeq lists its product as uncharacterized. The coding region runs from base 1 to 906 and encodes 301 amino acids. The record is from RefSeq and is a predicted model, not a curated record. Gene Ontology annotation, biological process: transcription by RNA polymerase II; transcription initiation at RNA polymerase II promoter. NCBI's taxonomy places the organism in Eukaryota, Fungi, Mucoromycota, Mucoromycetes, Mucorales, Lichtheimiaceae. The transcript is spliced from 6 exons. Gene Ontology annotation, cellular component: transcription factor TFIIF complex.